CGAGUCUCGAUCGUCAACCGGGGCCAUUUCGAGGCACCGACGAAGAGAGAGAGUUAGAGUAGGAGCUCCAUCAGCAGCUCGUCCCUUCACCUGUAGAAGAGGCCACAGAAGCCGUUCGCACAAACCUGCUAAUCAGCUAUGGCUUCAAGACUACGAAAGUUCGGUGUAACCGCUGCUGGCAUCGCCAUCGGUGCCGCCCUGUCUACCUAUGCCCUCCAGCACAAAGAUGCUCCCCAGUAUCAGGUUCAAAUGGAGGAAAUGCAGCGCGUUCGCCGCAAGCGCACCCUUCCGCCCCGAUCGGAGCAGAUCCGGGUGCUGCAGAGCGGCGAGGAGUACGACGUGCUGAUCAUCGGUGGCGGUGCGACCGGUGCCGGCUGUGCACUGGAUGCGGUGACGCGCGGCCUCAAGACGGCGCUGGUCGAGGCGGAUGACUUUGCCAGCGGCACCUCGUCGCGCUCGACCAAACUGAUCCACGGCGGUGUGCGGUAUCUGCAGAAAGCCAUCCUUGGGCUGGAUAUUGAACAGUACCGGAUGGUGAAGGAGGCGCUGCACGAGCGUGCUUCGAUGUUGCGCUCGGCGCCACAUUUGACGCGACCGUUGCCGAUCAUGCUGCCCGUUUACACUUGGUGGCAAAUCCCGUACUUCUGGGUCGGCAUUAAGGCGUACGAUUUCGUGGCUGGCGACCGGAACGUGAAGAGCUCGUACUAUCUCUCUCGUGAAGACGCCCUGGAGCUCUUCCCGAUGUUGCGAGGUGACAAGCUUUGUGGUGCGAUUGUAUACUACGAUGGGCAGCAGGAUGACGCGCGUAUGAAUCUAGCGGUCGCGUUGACUGCGGCCCGCCACGGUGCCGCCAUCACCAAUCACGUCGAGGUGCUGGAGCUGCUGAGGCGCAAGGACGAGGCGGGCAAGGAGGUGCUGUGUGGUGCGAAGGUGCGCGACAACAUCAGCAAGAAGGAGUGGACGAUCAAGGCGAAGUGCGUCAUCAACGCGACCGGCCCGUUCACCGACUCGAUCCGCAAGAUGGACAACCCGACGGUGAAGGAGAUCUGCUGCCCGAGCUCGGGCGUGCACAUCGUCCUGCCCGGGUACUACAGCCCGCAGCAGAUGGGUCUGCUCGAUCCGGACACCUCCGAUGGGCGCGUGAUCUUCUUCCUGCCCUGGCUGAACGGCACGAUCGCGGGCACGACCGACUCGCCAUGCGACGUGACGCGCACGCCGACGCCCACCGAGGACGAGAUCCAGUUCAUCCUGAGCGAGAUCAAGAACUACCUGAACAAGGACGUGGACGUGCGCCGUGGCGAUGUGCUGUCGGCGUGGAGCGGCAUCCGUCCGCUCGUGUCCGACCCAAACAAGGAUGACACGCAAUCGCUGGCCCGCAACCACAUUGUGCACGUGAGCGACUCGAAGCUGGUCACGAUCGCUGGCGGCAAGUGGACGACAUUCCGCGCCAUGGCCGAGCACACGAUCGACGCGGCGAUCAAGGCGUGCAACUUGAAGCCGGAGCGCGGCUGCGUGACCGACGGUCUGUGGAUCGAGGGCGCCCAGGGUUGGACGCCGACCAUGUACAUCCGGUUGGUGCAGGAUCUGGGGCUGGAGGUAGAGGUGGCCAAGCAUCUGGCAAUCUCGUACGGUGAUCGGGCGUUCGCGGUCGCCAAACUGGCCACGCUCACCGGUAAGCGGUGGCCCAUCAUCGGCAAGAAGCUGCACCCGGAGUUCCCGUACAUUGACGCCGAGGUACGGUACGGCAUCCGAGAGUACGCGUGCACCUGCGUCGACAUGAUUUCGCGCCGACUUCGGCUGUCGUUCCUGAACGUGCAGGCUGCGAUCGAGGCUCUGCCCAUGAUUGCCGACAUCAUGGCCGAGGAACUGAAGUGGUCGAAGGACGAAAAGGAGCGCCAGAUCAAGUCGUGCGAACACUUCCUGCAGACACAGAUGGGACACCAGGCAAACCGCACGCUGAAGGAAAAGGUUCCGAUCAACCUCUCCAAGCCCGAGGUGGACAUGUACGUGAAGCGGUUCGAGACGAUCGACAAGGAAAAGAAGGGCUACGUGUCGAUCACGGACAUCAAGCGCGCCAUGAAGUCGUUCGGCGAUGCGGAGGUGACCGGCGAAGAGUUGCACGACAUCCUCAAGGAAAUCGACACCAACAUGAACGGACAGGUCGAGCUGGAGGAGUAUCUACAGAUGAUGUCCGCGAUCAAGUCCGGUUUCGUGUCGCAUUCGCGGUUCGCGGCGGUUGCAGAGCAAGAGGAGAUCCGCAAGGAACAGGAACGCCUGAAGAAGCAGAUCACCAUCGAGCGUUCCGGAGCCACUAGUCAACGAAAGUCAAACUAAACUUCUGUGCGCGUAUUUGUCGGCCCAUUGUCGCCACUAAAGCAUGUCCCUACAAUGCAACAAAAAUCCUCUCCGCUGUUUUAUUGUGCAAACAAUCGCCUUGAACCAAAGUUCACACCAAAAGUCAACUCGAGAAACACUCACACACACAAAUACCUUUCUAAUUGUUUCCGCACCAAACAGACACUCGGCUGGAGGAUUAUCGUAAUUUUAUUAAUGUCUCACAAAUGUUCCCGCCCAGAGAAGGAAGCGAUUAGGUGUACCUUUCCUUCCAGGAGCUUCUAGGCAAUCGAACAUGUUUCACCAAUGUUAUGUUAAUAGUGUUGUAAAUAAUUGUUGUUAAUCGUGCAUUCGAAUCGUAUCUCCUUAUAGUUGUUUUUGAUUCAACGCAAACGUUAGAACAGAUCCCGCCGAGAACGAACCUCGUAAUAAGAACGAUAAAAAAAGACAUAACUACCUACAGGCGAACAAAUACAAGUUCCUUGCGAGGUGUAAUUGGUGCAAUAUUUAUUACACAUUCUCAAAUACAUAACAUUACAUAGCGAUCGCUCGGCGAGAAACACAAACAGCAUGCAAAACGGUUGCAGGUUUUCACAUGAGGAUGAUCGUUAGCAUCCAUCUUUUUCAACUAUAGCAUCAACAACAAAGGCCAUGUUGCAUCCAGUGCGAUUCUACGGUUGAAAGAUGCGAUAUUUAUUCUGUUCGUUGCUGUUUUUCCGCGAACAGGUGUGGUCAACAGCUGGAACCAGUUCUAAUGUGUUGGAAAAUCAAAACUUAAGCCUACAUGUACUGGGCAUAUGAUACUCUAAAAUCGGUACUAUCUUGGCUUCUACUUGUGCAACUUAAAGUCGGACUGUUUAAAUUAUCCUUGUUCCGAAAAACACACGCUAAAUUGUGCAUCUGCACCAACUCGAUCAUUUCGUUAAGGUACUGUUCAGCAGAACAUAUUUAUGAACUGUAAUAUCUAUUGUUUUUGAUGUUAUCAUUUGGUUGAAUUCGAAAAAAAAAGAUUUUAAGAUUAUUAUUCAUAAGAAUUAACACGAUUUUGUUGAUUAAAUCAACGAAAUAUGCAAUAAACUAUAACAAGAACUAUCGUUUUGUUCU
Anopheles coustani is the source of this 3438-nucleotide messenger RNA. RefSeq names its product glycerol-3-phosphate dehydrogenase, mitochondrial (gene Gpo1). Gene Ontology annotation, molecular function: calcium ion binding; glycerol-3-phosphate dehydrogenase (quinone) activity. The transcript has 8 exons. Bases 139 to 2334 code for a protein of 731 amino acids. The record is from RefSeq and is a predicted model, not a curated record. Gene Ontology annotation, cellular component: glycerol-3-phosphate dehydrogenase (FAD) complex; mitochondrion. NCBI's taxonomy places the organism in Eukaryota, Metazoa, Arthropoda, Insecta, Diptera, Culicidae. Gene Ontology annotation, biological process: glycerol-3-phosphate metabolic process.